CCGAACCGAACCGAAACCAACCCGAUAUCCGGAUUGAACACCCGUAAUCCAAAUGAAGCCAAACUAUUGUUUCAUUCACCAAAAUAUAAUAAAAAUAAUAACUUAAUCCCGCGCAAGGCGCGGGUCUUAUCCUAGUGAUAGUAUAUUUCUCGCGUAAUAAAUAAUCAAAGCUAAUACUAAGUAAUAACGAGUAAUUUAGUAAUACGAAUUUGGUUAGCUUAAGCAUUAAAUAGUAAACGGAUAUUCAUGUUAGCAUAGUAAAACGAUAUGCUAAUAAUUUUUCUAAUUCAGUUUAACUUAAACAAAAACCUGGAUCAUCAAUCCGAUAUGCCGAUUCCUGCCCAAAAUUGAUAGAAAACCUAAUCGUACAUAUACAAAAACUUAUACUACUAUUUGUUUUGGUCGAACCUUGUACUAAAAUAAAAUGCAUUUUUACAUACGUAUCUACUAGCUUAUUAUAUUCAUUUAUAGUUCUUUGUGAGGUAUACCGUGAAACAUAUUCGAGUUUAAUUCUUUCUUUACACGUGUACAUGUGUGUAGGUAUAUGAAAGCGAUACAUGUAUAUAUAUAGAGAGAGAACGGUAUAUAAAUACAUGUAUAUAUGGAGCAUUUGCUAGGUCAAAUCAUUUUUCUUCAUCCUCUCUUCUGUUCUGCUUCUCCUUCUUUUUUUUUUGGGGGUUCUAAUCUCCUUAUAUUUUCUUCACCAUAUCCAUCAUACCAAACCAAAGCUUACCUCUUAAGAUUAUUACAAUAGACAACACAUCAAAUGAAAAUGUAUUACCGUUGUUCUCUUAUGUAUAUGCGCACAUAAUUAUAUAUAUUAUGCGAAAAGAAAGCGAGUUAAGGAAUACUCCAAGCAGGCAGGGUUUAGUUUUGAUGGAGGAAAACCUGCAUCGAGUUUCACGUAGUCCCGAUGUCGGGACCCACAAUCAAAACGACUCCGUCGCCGAAGACAACCGUCGACGACGGCAUUACAACCACCAUACUCACGGCGUCCAAGUUAAAUGCUCAGGCAGGUCGUGGGCGGCUGCGGCUAUUGCUGAUUGUGUAGCGCUCUGUUGCUGUCCAUGUGCCAUCAUAAACUUUCUUACUCUGACUUUCGUCAAGGUCCCUUGGAUGAUAGGACGGCGAUGUCUCGGAGGCAGACGGAAGAAACAGAACAAACGGAGGCUGCACAAGAGACAACGCCGCGGUAAAAUCAACAGUGAAGACGGGUUUCAUCAUUACAAUAACCGUAAGUUUGAGACGGCCGUGGAAGAUGAGAAAUGCGGUGGUGGUAGCGGCGGAGAUGAUGAUGAUGAUCACCGGUUUGUGGUGGAGAGAGAUGGAAGUUUAACGAAGGAUGAGGAGGAGAAAACGGCGUCGGUUAGUGGGAGUGAAGAGUCGAGAACAAGUGCAAGAGUUGAAGCAGAGAGAGUGUGGUUAGAGUUGUAUCAGAUUGGUCAUCUUGGAUUUGGUCGAGUCUCCUUCACUGGGAUUCAAUGAUUUAAUCGAUCAUUUUUAGGAUUUAAAAAAAAGUUAAUAUUCUGAAAUUUCGGAGAAUAUAAAAUGUGAAUUUAUCUAGCCUAAAUAAUGUAAAAUUUGAUAGUGUAGUGUACUAGUGUACAUUUAUUAGUAAUAGACAAUUAAAAAAUUUCACAUUUGAAACUGAAAACUACAUACUACAAAAAAUUUCACAUUUUGGUAGAGAGUGUGGUUUAAGUUCCUUGUGUAAUUUUUCGACUCUUCAAUGGUUACAUUCUGUGUCGAUUCUCUUACAUAAUAUCCAAAUUUUAAACGGUCGAAAUGUCUUUGACCAAAGGAAAAAAAAGGUCGAAAUGUCCAAGUGAUCAAUCAGUAUAAACCGAAUAGAUAACCGGAUCAAACUAAACCAUGUAAAAACCAGACGCAUUCUCAUUUCCUUUGUGUUAAGUACCCUAAACCUAAUAGGCAAUAGCGUUGCAGUAGUGAAAAGGGCUGCUUCAACUUCCCUUCUCUCCAAAGGAAUGGCUCAGUAUGUUUGCCUUCCCUUCACACCAAAUCUCCACUUUCCCAAACCAAACACGCCCUUGUGUUUCGCUGCUAACCGAAAAUGUUUCAUGGAUUCUUCUGAUCGAGUCAUGUUGGCUGUGUCAGGCAGUUGUUCUGCCAUAAGGAGUUUUCA
Messenger RNA from Brassica napus (rape), 2143 nucleotides. RefSeq lists its product as uncharacterized. The record is from RefSeq and is a predicted model, not a curated record. NCBI's taxonomy places the organism in Eukaryota, Viridiplantae, Streptophyta, Magnoliopsida, Brassicales, Brassicaceae. The transcript is spliced from 2 exons. The coding region runs from base 823 to 1485 and encodes 220 amino acids.